GACUGAUCCUUUUGCCCUAAUUUAUUUACCUUCGUUCCCAUCCCCCUAAAAUCUUCCGCCGCUUCUUCAUUCCCUUCGUUGUCUUCUUCAUUCCCUUGCUAAAAUCUUCAAUUCUCCUCCAUUAAUUACAGAAGCUCUAUUUUCUUCUACUUUUCCUUCUCCUCUAUUUUUUUUAAACCCUGCAAAACAAUCUAAUUUUUGAAGUAGCAUCUCCAGCGUAUUCAUCUAUUAUUGCUAUUUAAAUUGAGGUAUUUUUUCUAACUCAUAUAAUAUUGUAUAUUUAUAAUAGAUAUAGAUCUGUUUUUCUUAUAUAUCUUAAUUGUUAUUUUUUAUUUGUGUUAUUUAAUACGUUUCUGUUAUUUUGUGUUAUUUUAAUUUGAACUUAAAAUAUGAUUGUUAGAAGCAUUAUUAUAUAAAAGGUCCUAUUUGUUUAGUAGCACUUUUGAAGAAAUUUGUUGUUAUGUUACUGUUAUUUUUGUGAAUUCUUAUAUAAAAGAUCUGAAUAACUAAAUAAUAUAUUUUGUUAGGAAUUGUUAUGUUGCUGUUAUUUUUGUUAGUGUUGUGGAUGUUUGUAAAACGUGGACUGAUCCACGUUAUACAAAAUAUAGUGUAUAACGUGGAUCAAUCCACAUUUUACAAGUUGAAACAUUGUGGAACUGGAUAUUGCCAAUAAUAGACCGAUGAUGACAUUUUCGGUACAGGAAAAAAGAAUUGUGAAAUGUGUCAAAGAAUCGAAUUUUUUCCUCUCUUUUUGUGAAUGUUGCUUUGUUUGAUGUAUUUAUGCAUUACCAUAGUAAUUUAUGACCGCAGAACCUGUAAUUUCUUCAAUAUAUUUUGUUAUGGAUUUUUAUACAAUAUAUUUUGUUAUGGAUUGUUAUACAAUAUAUUUUUUUAAUAGUGAGUUACUCCAAAUAACUUGAUCUGGAUUUCCUAUUUUUUUUUUGUAUAAGGUAUGGAGUUUCCACGGGUAUGCGUACAUCCGGGACCAGAAGUGUACGAUGUGUUAACACUCCAGGAGAAGCAUCGUUCAGAGGCUGUGUGGGAUGGUUCCUUGAGAGGACCGACUGGAUGCCUGUUUCCUCGCCGCGCGGAUACUGAAUUUUGGAAGCAUGUGAGGCGUCAUCCUUUUCAUCCUCGCAUCCUUGACUACUUUGGCCUGUGUGGAUUUAGGGGAGUAAUAGAGGUAGGAUGUGUAUCAUAUGAUUGGGCAGUCAUCACUGCACUUAUAGAGAGAUGGCGUCCUGAGACGCACACCUUUCAUCUGCGUACAGGUGAGGCGACCAUCACAUUACAAGAUAUCGAGGUCAUGUUUGGCUUGGUUGUUGAUGGUUAUCCCUUGAAUAAUCUUAAUGCUAGAUAUAUCGAUAUUGGUGGGUGGCAACAAUUGAUCCAUGAGCUUACUGGUUGGGCACCCGGUCUGGAUUGUUUUAAUGGUGUUAGUAGGUUAGAAGUACAUAAAUUAAUUGAAUAUAUUAGAGGCUUAGAUGAUAUUACAGAUCAGACCCCAGAAAUUGAUGUGCAACAGCGGGUUAGGUUGUACUUGCUAUGGCUUUGUGGCGGCACGAUAUUUCCGGAUAAGUCCGGUGACUUACUGAAUUUAGAUUAUUUGCUUGACAUGCGUGACCUUAGAGCAAUGAAUGAACAAGCUUGGGGAGCGGCUGCAUUGUCAUAUUUGUAUACUUGUUUAUGCCGUGCUUCGUUGAGGAAAGCGAAGGAUGUGUGUGGAUUCAUUUCCUUAUUGCAGGUUUGGGCUUGGGAGCGCAUUAUACCGAUGCAGCCACCAUGCAGGGCUCUUCCGCCACACACGGCUCUUGCACGAAGGUGGACUCAUCGUAAAUCCCACGAAAAUGAGGCACGCGAUGUUUUACCCAUAUGUAGGGAUGUAUUGGACAACCUAAUAGAUGGCCAGUUUGUGUGGCAGCCUUAUUCAGAGGCCAUCAUCAACAGACUCCCUGAGUGGUGUCUGCGUGGCCGAGAUAUUUGGAUGGCGAAAGUUCCCCUUAUUUGUGGGAUCUAUCGAGAGUGGCACAUGGUAGACCGCGUUCUCAGACAGUUUGGUAGGAAGCAACAUAUUCCGGGUCCAUGUGCAGAGAUUGAUCCUUUUCAUUACAAACGUGACAAGCGGUAUGCUAUAAAAGUGGAGGAUCAAGAAUAUUUUACAGAAACAGACUUUUUGUGGGGAAAUCGUCGAGAUAGUUUAAUUCAGGCCGAGUAUGAAACUCAAGAUCCACAGUCACUAUCAGAGUAUUUUUGUUGGUAUCGACGUCACUCGCGCACUUUCAUAGGAAAUCCUGCGCAUAAAGUGGAUAGAGGAUACCAACACAUGGCAGGCAGGCAUGAGGCACUGGCUUUAGGACAUCAAGAAUCAUACAGGUUGGCUCAGCAGACUAUCCAAGAUCCAACCAAGUCUAAUGAAGUGAAGGAAAUAGCAGAGAUGUUUAGCCACAUUAAUACAGAGUCCAUGGUUGCUGCCUCUCUGGGGACGAUGUUGAGUUUCGCUCCAUAUUAUACACCACCGGCAGAGUAUGUUGAGCCGCCUACUAUGCAAGUGCCUCGUCAUCAACGUCCUAAUGUACCAAGACCUGCGGCGCGUGGUAGAGGACGCCAAUCAGGUAACAGACGGGGUCGAACUCCCGUGGAUCACCAGUUGGUUGAUGAGGAAGAGGUUCGUUUUGAUCAAGAUAUGCCCAGCUCAACGAUGCAUACAGAUGAUGAUGCAUAUCACCCAAUAAUAGAUUUUAUGUCCAGCUCAUCGACGUUAGCUCCCGAGGUUCAAUCACCAGCAGUAAUCAGAAGUGAGGGGCCUUUUCAGGCAUUCGCAUCGUCUGGGCCUAUUAGCCUGGCAGUUAUGGCCCAACAGUUUAGUGGUCAGACAAGCAGCUCUUAUGGGAUGACUGAGGGGCCUUUACCUGCAUUCACUGGACAGAGCUCUUCAAUUGGGAGGAGACUGAGUUUUACCGAUUCUCCCAUGGAAUUUGAUGUUGGAUCCUCACACAUUCCUGUGCCGGAUGUACAGACUUUAGAGCCACAGGAUACAGGUGUGAUACAAGAGGACGAUCACCAACGUAGAUCAAAACGAGAACGUCGUCAAACUCGGUGUGGCACGGGGGGGAAAAAGGGACACUGUAAAAAUUAAAUUUUUAUUAUAUAGUGGGUAACUUCAAGUUGGGAAAAAUUACUAUUUUUAUUUGCCAAUUUCUGUCUAUUUUUAUUCAAUUCUGGUUCACCUCGUUUCUGCAUAUUUAAUGUGUGUAAAGUUUGCAACAAAAUGGAAUUGAAAAAAGUUGGAGUGUAAUUUUGUUGGCCAAAUAUGAAUUGCAAAUCGUUGGCAACGUUUUGCAAUUCAUAUUAUUGCAAAACGUUGGCUGGAAAACGUUGGAGUAAUUUUGUUGGCCAAAUAUGAAUUGAAAACGUUGGCUGUAAUUUUGUUGGCCAAUUGCAAAUCGUUGGCUA
This is a messenger RNA of Lycium barbarum (goji berry), 3453 nucleotides long. RefSeq names its product serine/threonine-protein phosphatase 7 long form homolog. The transcript has 6 exons. The record is from RefSeq and is a predicted model, not a curated record. Lineage: Eukaryota; Viridiplantae; Streptophyta; Magnoliopsida; Solanales; Solanaceae. Gene Ontology annotation, biological process: meristem development; meristem maintenance. The coding region runs from base 953 to 3136 and encodes 727 amino acids.